This is a messenger RNA of Daphnia magna, 1034 nucleotides long. RefSeq lists its product as uncharacterized. Bases 86 to 976 code for a protein of 296 amino acids. The transcript is spliced from 5 exons. The record is from RefSeq and is a predicted model, not a curated record. Gene Ontology annotation, cellular component: mitochondrion. Lineage: Eukaryota; Metazoa; Arthropoda; Branchiopoda; Diplostraca; Daphniidae.
UAUAAAGCAAGGAAACUGAGGUUACUGUCACAGUACCCAAAACACUUAUGAGCAGAAUCUCUAGUUGAUUUGUCACUACACAAACAUGUUACUUGUUAGGAGUGUCAGCCGCCUUCUAGUAUGUAAAAAUCAUCCAGUUCAGGGAAUUCAAUUUCACUUUGGUGCAAAACAUCAAUCGGGAUUACCUUCUAACAUGGAAGAGUUGGAUGCCCAAGAUCGGGUUGGAUUCUCAGCUAACAGACAUAAGGAUAUCAGUUUUGGGGUUGUUCAAAGUCAGACAUCUUCCAUGUUUGGGGGUUCCUUUAUGAGUGAUCAAUCAAGUCAAGGAGCACAACAACUAGAGAACUACGAAUGCCUUGGUUCCAUUAGCUUGAAUGCUGUGACACAGACUAAUGUGCCCCAACCAUUUUAUCCGAGUAUCGAAAAAGAAAAUUCUCCUCGAAUAAAUCUGCCAGAAAACUGCAUCAAUCAACAAAUUAAGUUUACUUCCAGUGACUUGCAGGAGACUCUCCACCCUGGAAGUAAUCAGAGUGUGCAAGAAGGAAUCAUGAAAAUUAGAGGUAACUGUUGGUAUUUGCAGCAUGGUUUGCACAAUGCAUGGAUACCUAACCAGAGCUCGGUGAGAUAUUAUAGCGAUGCUAAGGCACCUGAGUCAACUAAAACUAAACUGAAGCGAGCUGUUAAAGAUUAUGGCGCAACUGUCAUAGUGUUCCACGUCUUGAUAUCAGUUACAUCACUAAGCAUCUGUUAUGCAGCGGUAGCCAGCGGACUAGACGUACCUGGCAUGAUUUCCAGGAUGGGCGUGUCUAGUGAAAUGUUAAAUACAAGAUUGGCGUCAGGAGCGUCCACUUUUCUCGUAGCAUAUGCUGUUCACAAGCUAUUGGUGCCCAUUCGAAUCAGCGUCACCCUAGGAUGUGUUCCGUUUAUCGUGCGUUAUUUACGUAGAAUUGGAUUUUUGAAGAAUCCAUCUGCUUAAACAUGGGCAUUAAUUUUUGUACUGCCUACUUUUCGUAAUAAAUUCAUUUUCUACGAGA